Messenger RNA from Cucumis melo (muskmelon), 1524 nucleotides. RefSeq lists its product as uncharacterized. The coding region runs from base 20 to 961 and encodes 313 amino acids. Gene Ontology annotation, biological process: rRNA methylation. The transcript is spliced from 9 exons. Gene Ontology annotation, molecular function: methyltransferase activity. The record is from RefSeq and is a predicted model, not a curated record. Lineage: Eukaryota; Viridiplantae; Streptophyta; Magnoliopsida; Cucurbitales; Cucurbitaceae.
UCAGCUCGAAGGUCUGUUAAUGGCGGUUUCUUCGUUCCCGGUUCUUUCAUCAUUGAGCGCCAGCGCUAACAUCUCGGAUGUUAGCUCGUUUUCGCUGAGUAGUCCACUCAUCAAUAUCUGUUCUAAAUCGAGCUCUCAUCCUUCGUCUUCUAUCAUCGUUUGUUCUUACAAAUCUGGCAACCAUACGGUGGCGGAGCGGAAGAAAAAGUUGUUGGAGCAAUAUGGACUUGAUCCUAACGAGUUUUUGUCUGAACCUUCCACUAAUCGAAGAAGAGAAAUACGAAAAACGGGAAAAGGCAAGCAAAUUUCACUCGAGGAUCCUAAACCUCAACGGCAGACUCAUAAGUUACUUCAGGUGCUUGGAGGAAGUGCUCGGAGAAUGAAGCUACUCUCACCAAAGGGGUUGGAUGUACGACCAAUGAUGGAAGUUGUGAAAGGUGCAGCUUUUGAUAUUUUGCAGGCUGCUGGCGGAUGUCCAGCAUCUUUAAGGCCUGGUCGUUGGUUAGACUUGUAUAGUGGUACCGGAUCAGUUGGUAUUGAAGCUAUGAGCCGUGGAUGCUCCGAGGUGCAUUUUGUUGAGAUGGAUCCAUGGGUUGUUUCUGAUGUUCUAAGGCCAAAUCUGGAAUCUACUGGGUUUGAUGAUGUCUCGGUCAUUCACACGAUCCGGGUUGAGAAUUUUAUAGAACGAGCUGACCAACUUAUUGGUACUGAAACACCAUUUGAUUACAUUAGUGUUACCCCACCGUACACACAAGUUGAUUAUGGGGUACUCAUGGGGCAACUAUCAAAGUCAGCCUUAGUUGGAGAAGAUACCUUCAUUGUGGUUGAAUAUCCAUUGAAGACUGACAUGCUGGAUUCUUGUGGAUGCCUUACUAAGAUUACUGACCGGAGGUUUGGUCGGACGCACUUGGCAAUUUAUGGUCCCAAGUGGGCUGAGAAGAAAAAGAAGGGAAAGAAUUAAAAUUAGUUGAUGAAGUUUCUAUAACUGCCAAAUGGUAUUAGCUGGUGGCAUUGUUCGGCAACAAUUCCUAACAGCCUAACCUGAAGAGGUCGGCAGGGAAACUUAAAGAGCUGCAUGCUUUUUUUCAUCAAAAAAACGUAAAAGAGCUGCGGGCUUUAAAGUAUUGACAUCGUUCAAUUUUGUUGGUAACUAGGAAUUGAAGUAUCCAGAUGCUGGUACUACUUUUCUCGACUCUAUUGGCAUCUUGGAAGUACAGGGUUCCCAACCAUUCCAGGUGAAGGUUGUGUGUGUAAUCUACAGUCACCCGUGCAUUGUCUAGCUCUAGAAUUUAUAUCCAAGCUUCAUGAUGGCAAGACUUGAAAGAUUACAAGGCAGAAAAUGUCAAUGUACCACCUUUUUCUUUCUUUUUUUUCUUUCUUUCUUGGGGUUUAAAUCGAUGUGUACCAUGUAUUAGUACUUGAGCAGUUGCUAAGUAGGUUUUUCCUCGGUGAGCAAAAAUACAACAGGUAGAAAAUUGUAUUGGAACUCAACUAUCUUUUAUCGACCCAACUAUCUUUUAUCGA